Molecule: messenger RNA, 5096 nt
Organism: Lytechinus pictus (painted urchin)
Lineage: Eukaryota; Metazoa; Echinodermata; Echinoidea; Temnopleuroida; Toxopneustidae
Product: PDZ and LIM domain protein 7-like
Exons: 13
Coding region: 1-1749 (582 amino acids)
Biological process (GO): muscle structure development; actin cytoskeleton organization
Cellular component (GO): filamentous actin; adherens junction; stress fiber
Molecular function (GO): actin binding; muscle alpha-actinin binding
Source: RefSeq, a predicted model, not a curated record
AUGCCGUCUAGAGGCUCCUUCGUCUGGCCAAGUCCUCUCUCGGCUCGAAUAAUCCAGAAUUUUUGGUACUGGAUAAAUAAAGGACCUCGCUCAUUGUAUUGGGAUAGAUUUUUGUUUGUUUACAGAAGCUGGCCUGGUCAAGUUAACGGGAGCUCAGUCAAGUCUGCACCAAAGUCUCCUUCAAAGGCAGGACCUCCAAAAGUUUCCAACGAUGAGGAUCACGCCUAUCAGAAUGGGACGUCGAGUGCAGUGUCGUAUUCUACGCCUCCUGAACCAGCAAGCUAUGAUACAGCGCCGGCGAGUUCUGAUCUGUCGUCCGAUAUGGCAUCAUUCCCUGACCCGCCCUCAUUCCUUACUGAGCAUGCUCCUGUUUCCUCACACAGCUAUAACGGCGCAGGUGAUGCGACCGAUUCCGGUUACUCCGACCACCAGUCCGACGAUCUGCCGCCGCCGCCCUCGACGAUGAGUACAGUACUAUCCACCGCACCGGCGCCAUGGAAUCCGAGCGACAGUUACACGGCACCGGUGAUCCGCAGUGUGAGGGCGCCAAAGGGCAAAUCUGGAAGGUCGCCUUCUCCAGCUGAUUCUAACAGCCUGCACAGUGUACCCGAAGAUGGUGUCAAGGUCAUGUUUGUUCCUAAGAAUCAUUUGGGUAAGCCACCCAGUCAGGUAGCAGGCCGUACUACUACUACUACCAAGACUUUUACUACUUCGUUUCAAGCCCCUACCAAUACUAUCACCGUUGAAGAAGACGAUAUGGCAGCUCCUCCUCCUCCACCACCCCCUCCAAUGGGAGCAGGAAACUAUGCCUGGAAAGCUAAUCCUCCAUCGGCGCCCCGCCCUAGCCCCCCUCCAGCUGCCUACAGGCCGGGUCCACCCCCAGCCCCCAAGGGCCAGCCCCCUAGGUCCGUCUUCCCGCAGCCGCCUCCAUCGAUGCUCAACCAGAGGGCUCAGGCAGCAGUUGCUCCACCUCCAUCGAUGCUCAACCAGAGGGCUCCACCCGUAGCGCCUCCACCGGCACAGAGAGGUCCGCCAGUGGCUCCCCCUCCAGCCCAGCGGGGACCACCGGUCGCACCCCCUAUCGCUCCAAAGGGGCCACCUGUGCGAGCCCCACAGGCCCCGAGGGCACCACCGGCUCCUGCUCCAGCCGCUCCUAGGGGUGGAGGUAUGGCUCCUCUUUCUGCUCCUGCUACUGCUCCUGGUGGUGCGACCCGCACACCUUUCUGUGAUAGUUGCAACGAGCAAGUAAGGGGCUCUUUUGUGACGGCGUUUGGACGCAACUGGCAUCCGGAGCACUUUGUGUGUGCGCACUGCCAUGAGAACCUACAAGGAAAGGGCGUCAUUGAAGAUAAGGGAAAGAUUUUCUGUGAAGAUUGCUAUAAUAGGCUGUACGCUCCCAAGUGUGCCAGCUGUAUGGGGUCUAUUACCGGGGAGUGUGUGAAAGCCAUGGGUGCCGAAUACCAUCCUAAUUGCUUCACGUGCGUGGUGUGCAAACAGCCUAUCACAGGGGAUGGUUUCCACAUGCAAGAUGGUAUGAUGUACUGCAAGAGAGAUUUCCAGAACAAGUUCCGAGGAGUGAACUGUGGGAGCUGUAACUACCCCAUCGAGGCAGGGGAUGCCUGGCUAGAAGCACUGGAUAAAUCUUACCAUGCAGAUUGCUUCUGCUGUGCACAAUGUAACCAGCGCCUUGAGGGACAACGUUUCUACGCAAAAGGGGGCCGCCCUUACUGCCAGGCUCACGGCUCUUAAUGUAACCAUAGCAACGCUCUGCAACACUCGUAGUGUAAAGUAUUUAUUGGAGUUAGUGAAAUUGACACAACUUGUCUUGUAACAUAGCAAUGGUGAAGUUGGACAUCCACUAGGAUUAUGAAAGUUAGAAUUUUCUUAUUAUUUCAUUUUACAAGAGAUAAUUCAUUUGGGAACAAAAGUGAUCAAACAUGAAUCAAUAUUUCAUCGUCAACAUACUUUGGUACUUUAGUAAUUCAUUAUUUUGAUCAAGUAAUGCAGGAAAGUGAAAGUUUCUAAUAUAGUGCAUGGACAUACAUACACAACUUAUUUAUUAUUUGUUCAAGUUUGUAGAUCUAAUAGAGGGAAUAUCGUUUUCCCAACUAUGCUGUAUAAAAAAAGAGUAGUGGUGUAUGUUGUGUGAAUGUGAGAGGAGAGGAGAGAAGAGAAAGAGGAGAUUGAUCAAAAGAGGAUUUUGAUAUAUAUUUUAAGGUACAUUGUAAAGAAAAUAUUUAUGGUAAAGUCAAUUCAACAGUAUAAUGGGUCCUUUGAUUAUCGAUUAAAUGAUUGCAAUUUCUCUUCACUUGUUUUUGCGAUGCUUCGAUGGUGCCAUAUGACUGGUGAAAACGAUGGAUAUACAUCGUUGCAGAGCAAAGCUUUUGUAUACUGUGGUUGCCAGGCGCAUCUGCCAGAGGCAUUCCACUUGUUAAGUCAUAUUUACAAGCCAAUGAUGUCUUCAUCUCGAGAUAUCUUGUUGGACCAUUUUUUUUUUUUUACAAUCAGCAAUACCGGUAGAAAGAAUAAUUUUGUAAACCUCGAGUGCCAUUAAAAAAGGCAGCACUAGCAUUGCGACAUAAGUUUUGUAAUGGCCUUGUUUCGCAAAAGUGUUUUAAUGGGCGUUCAUGAGACAGUUGUCUAAGUUACUUACCCAUUCACAAAGUUUUAUUGGUUCAAGGUGAACUUGAUGUCAAUUUAUAUACACUUAGAGUGUAUAUUGAUGCAUUGCCUGUAAUGUGAUGUCAUAACAAUGGAGAAGGUUGAUGCCAUAUUGCUCAUUGCACAACUCUCACAAAAUCAUUUUGCCUCCGACGAAGAUUCUGCUAGGAUCGAAAGCUUAGGCCCCUUUUGACUUUCUAAUUUACUCCAUUGGCUCUCUUUUAUUAGAUAAGCAGUUUUCAGCAGCUUCUUUUUGCCAAAAUUAUUUUGUAAUUGAAAAAUGGAACUCUAAUUUCAAUCUCUAUCAAAGUUUUCUUACUCUUAGCAAUAGAGUUUAUAGCUAUUUAUUUUCAUUAAAAGAUAUAUUAAACUACAUUACGCAAACGGCUUCAGCAAUAUGUUAUAUGUUAUAAGUAAGAUACAUCUACGUCUUAUAUUGAUGUUAGUAAAAAUUUCUAUGUGAUAUUUAUAUGUAUUUGUGGGGAAUAAUAACAAGAUUUUGUAUAUACUGGCUAGAAUGAACAAUGUGAUCAUGAGCUAACUAAUCUAUAUAGUGCACUAAGAAAUAGGGAUUCUGACAUAUAAUCAUUAGACAGUAAAUAUAUAUAUAUAACAAGUAAUAUGCCAUCAUAGCCUACUGAUUUUUUAAUAGAUAUUAAAGUACUACUGCUUGAAAGCUUAAAGAUGGAAGAAAUUAUGGACAGGUAUUAUGUGUGUGGUAUACUUAUUUUAUGUUGUGAUAAAAUUGUGUAAAUACCCUUUUUCAGAAGAAAAAAAAUGCAUGUGAUUUUAUGUUAUACUAUAUACUAGUAGCAGACUUGGUAUUUUAAGUUUCUGAUGAACAAUUUGUGAAAUAAUGUUUUAUGCAUUUGGAAUGGAGCAGGAAGAGAGAAAUGAAAUUAAGUGCACUAUUUAAUGAAUUAUGGGAUAGAAUUUGAAUUUGAUUUUGCAACAGAUUGUCACCGGCACUGCUUUGAACAUCAUUUACUGUUGCUAUGGUGAUGGUAGUAUCAGACCUUGAUCUUGUAUUUAAUGUGAAUAUGAGAAAAAUUGAAUUGAAUUGAAUUAUAUGAGAUAUUUCAAAUCUAUGGUGUCUUGGGACGAGAAUUGAACAAAAAAAAGAAACAUACUACAAGACAUGAAAAUAUCUGUAAGAAAGAUAUGUAAACGUGGGUGAAACAACCAUGGAAAAAGUGUUUGCUUCACAUUUCACGAUGCUUUCUUACUUUCUGUCGUGUAACAACAAGAAUACCCUUUGCAAAUCAGCCUUGUUUGUCUGAAAACUGAAUGUCUGUUGUUACACCUAUGCGACUGUAGAAUAUAUAUUAAUUUUCUGAAUUCAACCCACAUAGAUUUAAAGCUGAAGUAAUUUGAAUUUGAUGCCUAUAUAUUCACAACAGUAAAUUGUUGACUUUAUCUUCGAUAUUCAAUACGAAAAUGAAAGAGGCUAAAAUUGUCAGGUUUUCUCAAGUCAGGUUUAUUAGUAAGAGGUAUUACAAUGAAGCAACAGUAAUUGUGUCUUAUUAUGUAGCAAUACUGAACAUUUGUGAUAUUUUGAUUAAGUAUGUGUGGUCUUACACUUGCGAAUUUAAUGUUAUGAAUUAUUAUUAUUACCCAUCAUGCUUUGCAAGUAGAUUUCUCGUAGUCUGCUUUUGUUAAUCUCCUGAGCAAAUCCAUGUCUUCCAUUUAUUUCAUUGACCCUUUUCACUGUAUAAUAGAAUCAAUGCAAUUACAUGUGCCUACCAGAAAAAAUGAAAAUUCAAAAAAUGAAAAUUAGCAGCUUUGUCUUGGCUCUCGUAGAUAAGGACAAAAAUAUAUCAAAUUAUGUAUAUGUUGUAACUUAAGAAAUUUGAUCAUGUAUAAUUGUGUUUAUGGGAACCAAAGUGAAUGGUUAUUUAAGAGUGCAGUGAUUACCAAAAAAAUGUUUAAAGAAUAAUUUUUGAAGUAAAUCCCUAAAGGUUAUUACUCUAAUAUAUAUAUUCUGUCUUCCAUUUUUCUCCUUCUUUUUUUUCUUUUUUUUCAGAUUUUUGCCAAUUUGUAUGUUUUAUGUGUAAUUAAUACAAUUGAUUUAAAUAACUCAAUCUACAAGACAUGGAUUUUAUUAUUAUUAUUAUUAUUUCAUUUAAUUUUCUUUGGGGAAAAGGGGGUAGUUUAAACACCUUGCCUUAAGAUUAUAUAACCAUUUUUUUGUUCUCAUGUGUAGAAAACAUUUCAAUUAUUCUAUUAUUAUUGGAUUGGCAAUUUGGACAAUAGUGAAAAAUGAAUUUGAUGAAUUUCAAGACUACAAUUAAUGACUUAGUUACACCUUUUACACAUCUAAAAACAGUAAUAUUUUUUCAUUAUUGUUAUUGAAUUUAUUCUAAUUUAUCAUCACCUUUGUAUAAGAAAGUGCUUUCACUAUUGGGAAAUAAAGCAUGCAAUCUUUUAGCCAACAA